CUGCUCUUUCGCGCGCUGGGGGACCUGGCAGGGCAGUGCCGGCCCAAGAUACAGCGGGGGAUGCAGGCGCGUCACCUGGAGGUUCUGAAACACAAUGAACUGUGCCAGGAUUGAUGCAGCUCUGGGCACCGGAGCGCCCGCCCAGCCUAAGGGGCAGACUUCCCGGAGGAAGUGGCGCCUAAGAUACGCCUGGCUCAUUCUCAAACCGGUCUUCAGUGCCCCCGAGAACCAGCCUUGGCCUCCGCCGACCAGCAGGGGCUCGCUCGGCCCAGCGCCGCCGGGGUCCCUUCUCUGUGCCUUUGCUGGAGCGGUCGGCAUUUUCCCGGGUUUACACACAGAGCACGCUGAGGCCACCGCUCCCCGCAAACCCGAGUGCCGGGAGGGACGCAUGUCCCUUGCGCGACCCCGUCGCCCUGCCACGCCCCCUGCCCGUUCCCCGGAAGUGCGGCGGAAGGAGCGGAAGUGCCCGGCGGCCGUGGCCCGCAGCGGUUCCGCGAUGGUGGGCGGCGGCGGGGCAGGGGGCGGCCUCCUGGAGAACGCUAACCCGCUCAUCUACGAGCGCUCUGGGGAGCGGCCGGUGACCGCGGGCGAGGAGGACGAGCAGGUUCCAGACAGCAUCGACGCGCGCGAGAUCUUCGAUCUGAUUCGCUCCAUCAAUGACCCGGAGCAUCCCCUGACGCUGGAAGAAUUGAACGUCGUAGAGCAGGUCCGGGUUCAGCAUGGCCACUCUCAUUGGGCUGUCCAUCAAAGUCAAGCUUCUGCGAUCCCUUCCCCAGCGUUUCAAGAUGGACGUGCACAUUACACCAGGGACCCAUGCCUCGGAGCAUGCAGUCAACAAGCAGCUUGCAGAUAAGGAGCGAGUGGCAGCCGCCCUGGAGAACACCCACCUGCUGGAGGUUGUGAAUCAAUGCCUGUCGGCCCGCUCCUGAGCCCACCUUUUUGCCCCUAGCCCCACCCAGGGCUCAUGGCCUUGUUUUCUUGAAUCACUGAAAAUGAGAAACUAACAUUUUGCAUUUUGUAAUAAACCCUUAAUUUAUAUUUA
Molecule: messenger RNA, 1042 nt
Organism: Equus quagga
Lineage: Eukaryota; Metazoa; Chordata; Mammalia; Perissodactyla; Equidae
Gene: CIAO2B
Product: cytosolic iron-sulfur assembly component 2B
Exons: 5
Coding region: 95-853 (252 amino acids)
Biological process (GO): iron-sulfur cluster assembly
Cellular component (GO): cytosolic [4Fe-4S] assembly targeting complex
Source: RefSeq, a predicted model, not a curated record